Molecule: messenger RNA, 588 nt
Organism: Penicillium riverlandense
Lineage: Eukaryota; Fungi; Ascomycota; Eurotiomycetes; Eurotiales; Aspergillaceae
Product: kinase-like domain-containing protein
Exons: 3
Source: RefSeq, a predicted model, not a curated record
AUUCACAAGAAAUCACCGUGGAAUAAGUUCACGACGAUUUACGAUUGUGAUCUUGCUGGUGAAGUCUCGGUGAUCAAGCGGCGUUCAGGCGCGACCGGUGUGCAAAACCUGCGCCAGUUUCCUAUUUCCGACGCAAGGAGCAUCCUGCGAAAUUUUCGUGAAUUAGACCAUGAUAAUAUUAUAAAUGCUCUGGAGUUCUUUGAGGAGGGCAGUUUAUUCUAUGUUGUGUCUGAGCACUAUCCUCUCACGAUGGAGCACCUUGUUGCUUCCGUACUUUUUCCCACUGAGAACCAGUUGGGAGCCAUAUUAUCGCAGACUUUGAACGGUCUUUCAUUUAUCAUUGCGCAGGACUUUAAGCAUCAUAUGUUGAUUUGUUCUAGCAUCUUAAUGGAUCUAAAGCGCAAACCGGAAGAAAAGCAGACCUCAGAUAUUUCCGGUCUAGCGAAAAUAGUCAUGGAGCUCAUGCAAAAGUACGCUAAAACCGACGGGGUUGUUGGUAUCGAUAAUCUCGAUCAGUGGCCCUCCGAUUCACACGCAGUUGACUUCUUGUCACGGACGACCUCUGCGCAGUCCGUCAAAGAAUUGCAA